This is a messenger RNA of Trematosphaeria pertusa, 1578 nucleotides long. Its product is annotated as pisatin demethylase. The record is from RefSeq and is a predicted model, not a curated record. NCBI's taxonomy places the organism in Eukaryota, Fungi, Ascomycota, Dothideomycetes, Pleosporales, Trematosphaeriaceae. The transcript has 4 exons. Gene Ontology annotation, molecular function: oxidoreductase activity, acting on paired donors, with incorporation or reduction of molecular oxygen; heme binding; iron ion binding. The coding region runs from base 1 to 1578 and encodes 525 amino acids.
AUGCUUCUCAACGAAGUACUUCCGCUGCUCGUCCAGUACUGGCCGCUGGUCCUUGCCUCCCUCGUCGUCGCCUUCUUCCUAAACAAUAAAUUCUGGAAGGGAUUGAACAAAUACCCGGGACAUUGGGCGGCCGGGUACACAAACUGGUGGAGAUUCUGGGAUGUGCGGGGGAGACACCAUGAGUGGACUGUGAUCAGGCUGCACAGGGAGCAUGGCGAUAUCGUGCGGUUGGGGCCAAACGUUCUGUCGUUUGCGGACCCGAGAGCUAUCAAGACCAUUUAUGGCUUGAAUAAGGGCAUGACGAAGUCCGACUUCUACCCCGUCCAAAAUGCCGUAGCGAAAGGCCAACGCCUCCAAUCCCUCUUCUCCACGACCGACGAAGACUACCACGCGAAAUACCGCCGCUGCGUCAACAAUGCCUUCGCCAUGAGCUCGCUCGUCAACUACGAACCGCUAGUCAGCUCCACACUCGGCGUCUUCCUCGAUAAGACGCAGGAGCUGUUCGCGCAUACAGGCAAUACUUGCAACUUCAGCCAGUGGCUGCAGUACUUCGCUUUUGAUGUCAUUGGCGAUUUGACUUGGAGCAAGCGCCUGGGAUUCGUCGAGGAGAACAGGGAUGUGGACGGUAUCAUUGCUUUCCUGCAGAAGUUUCUCAGUUACGCAGGGCCGAUUGGCCAGAUGCCUAUCCUCGAUCUAAUCCUCGAGAAGAACCCAAUCCGGAUGUAUGCGCAGCGCAUUGGUCUGAACAGUACCGUCUUUCCCGUGACACUGUUUGCACAGACACGUUCCAACGAGCGCGCUGGUGAAAUUCAGAAGAUUAAGACAUACGGCCUUCCCGAUGACCUGCCGAAUUCUCGUGGAGUCGACCUUCUCUCCAAAUUUGCCCAAGCCGGCCACGAUCAUCCGGAGUUCAUGGAUGAUACACGCAUCCUGACGGCGUGUACGUCGAUGGUGUUUGCGGGUUCUGAGACCACUGCAAUUUCCCUGUCUAGCGUCUUCUACUUCCUCCUCAAGCACCCGCAGGUAUAUGCCAAGCUGAUGGCAGAGCUGGACGAAGCCGUUACAAAUGGUACGAUUGAGUCUCGGGAAGAUAAGACUGUGUCCUGGGCGGAGUCUCAGAAGCUUCCGUACCUGGACGCGGUUGUCCAGGAGUCUUUCCGUAUGCAUCCCGCAGCCGGCCUCAUUCUGGAGCGCAUCGUUCCGCCACAGGGAAUGAACAUCCUUGGAGAGUUUAUCCCUGGAGGCACCAUUGUCGGAUGCAAUCCCUGGGUUUUGCACCGUCGUCCUGAAGUUUUCGGUGUGGAUGUGGAUGCCUUCAGGCCGGAACGUUGGCUCGAGGCGAGCCCCGAGAAGCGAAAGGAGAUGAACGGGACCAUGUUCCAGUUUGGUGCCGGUGCACGAACUUGUAUUGGGAAGAACAUUAGUCUCUUGGAGGUCUACAAGCUAGUGCCGAGCUUCUUGAGACGAUUCGAGAUUGAGCUCGAGCACCCCGAAGCAGAAUGGGAAACGCACAAUGCGUGGUUCAUUCGUCAAGCAAACUUCAACACUAAGUUUAGGCCCAGGGAAGUAUCUCCAUGA